Molecule: messenger RNA, 705 nt
Organism: Didymodactylos carnosus
Lineage: Eukaryota; Metazoa; Rotifera; Eurotatoria; Philodinida; Philodinidae
Source: the annotation of a GenBank genome assembly
AUGAAUGUUACCUUCGCACCGAGAGUUAAUUCAUCUGCUGACUGGUCAUUUUCACUAAAUCAAUUAAUAUUGUUUGAAUUUCAUGACAUAAAAAAUAUUAAUGCAAACAUACGUUAUGAAUGUAUAACAAAGGAUGGAUGUGAUCUAGAUUAUAUUAAUGAAGUUUUACCAAAAUUUGUUUAUAAUUAUUCUAACAAUUAUGAACAAAUUUAUAACACGUUAUUACCAAAGCUGUAUCUUGAACAUAGUUUAUCAUCAAAUAAAUCGAUUUUGUGUUACAAAGGAGAUAGAUCUAAAAACAAUUCGAUUGUAAUGUGUAAUGAUACAUGUAUUGUACAAACAUUUAAUAAUUUAUCAUAUAUAAGUUCACAGUCUUGUGAAAGAUCUUCUCCAAAAAAUCAUAUAUUUUUAAUAGUUGAUUCAAGCCGUGCCUUACAUGAUCAUGGAAUUCCGAUAAACACCGAUAUUAUGUCAUAUACAUGUAAUGGAAAUUUAUGUAAUGAUCAUGAUAUGGUAACUUACGUUGCGAAUGUAAUCAGAGAUGGUUACGGUUUGCCCGCUCAAGCGACAACAACAACUUCCACAGCUACAACUACAACCACCACGACUUUAUUUUCAAGAACAACAACAUCGAGAUCAAAUCAUAUCUCAGCUUACUUUGUUCACUACAUUAUGGCUAGUUUACUUAUUCAACUAUGUCGAUAA